Molecule: messenger RNA, 11539 nt
Organism: Cavia porcellus (domestic guinea pig)
Lineage: Eukaryota; Metazoa; Chordata; Mammalia; Rodentia; Caviidae
Gene: Ak9
Product: adenylate kinase 9
Exons: 41
Coding region: 716-6403 (1895 amino acids)
Biological process (GO): nucleobase-containing compound metabolic process
Cellular component (GO): cytoplasm
Molecular function (GO): ATP binding; nucleoside diphosphate kinase activity; ATP hydrolysis activity
Source: RefSeq, a predicted model, not a curated record
CCAAGCCCCGCUGCAGGGCAAGGGGGCGGAGCUGGAGGACUACCAGCGAGAAGGUGUGCAGAAGUUCCGUGCACCUGCGCACUGUUGACACAGGAAGCAAAGAGCGCCAUCUUUGGUGAGGGAACCAGGCAAAGUAGCAGAAGUCAUCGAUUCUGUUGCAGUUCUCGUUCCUUUAGAAAAACAGGAGGGUUCAGUUUGGAUUGCUUCUUUUGAAGCAGUUUCUCUAAAUUGAAGGCAUGAUCCAUUCCCAAGUUGAUGCAUUUUUUUUCCCGCUUCCUUUUGUUCGAGACCAAGUGUCGGUAUUUCCCCCCCUCUUUUGUUGUGUAUUUAUCCUUUAUGACAGUCAACAAAAUCCAUGUCGUUCAGUGGCUCUAAGGUCCACAAAAAGAUUUUUUUAGAUCGGGUAAAUGUGGAAAUCUUGCGGUUUGCUACAUUUCAUGCCUAAAACUGAACAUUUGUGGAUUCGUUCUGGCUUACACAGGCUUCUUCGGUUUGUUGGGGUGGACGUGAACAAAGACGCGCUCUCUCCGACCAUACCUUCCUAAGCCUGUGAAAAGGAAGGCACCAUAAAGAUGAAUACAAUGUUACACACCAACGCCAACCCGUAGGCCCCGCCCCUACGUUCAGCGCAGCCGCUCGUUGCCCUGGCAACCGCUUGGGCUUUUGGUCUGAGGCAACCUCAGGCGGGGGUCGUGGUGGUCAGGGAUUAUAGCACAUGAGAGUUUCAACAGUGUUUUGUAUUAUGACUUCUCAAGAGAAAACAGAAGAACAUCCCUUUGUGGAUAUAUUUAAUGAAGAUGAAACUGAACAAUGUUUUUUGUUGUCCCGACCUCUUCACUUUGUUGUACUUGGGAAACCAGGUGUUGGGAAGACAACAUUAGCCAGCAAAUUAGCACAUGCAUGGAAAUGUAUUUGUGUUGAAGGUUUAUCAGUUUUAGAAGAACGGAUUGCCACCGGGACAGAAUCAGGAAAUAUGUUGCAGUCAAUACUAAUCAGUGGUCACAGCAUUCCAGAUGAAGUUGUUACAAAGCUGAUGAUAGAGAAGCUCAGCUCCUCAGAAGUCUCUCAUUUUGGUUAUAUUAUCACUGAGAUACCAUCACUUUCACAGGAUGCCAUGACUACUUUGCAGCAAAUAGAAUUCAUUAGAAAUGUAAAUUUGAAUCCUGAUAUUAUAAUCAAUAUUAAGUGUCCUGACUAUGAUUUAUGCCAACGAGUAUCUGGGCAGAGACAGCACAGUACCACGGGGUACAUUUACAGUAGAGAUCAGUGGGAUCCUGAAGUCAUUGAGAGUCGUAGGAAGAAGAAGAAAGAUGCCCAAAAAGAAAGGAAUAUUGAAGUGGAAGGAGAAGAGGAAGAAGAGCAAGAAGAAGAGGCAUAUAUUGCUGAAAUGCAGAUGAUAGCUGAAAGUCUUCAACAUCUAGUUCAGAGGCCUGAGGAUUAUUUGGAAAAUGUUCAGAACAUUAUUAAGCUUUAUAAGGAAACAGCUCUUCCUGCUUUAGAAAAAGUAAUGGCUGAACAUGAUCCCCAGUACCUCAUUGAGCUGGAUGGAAAUAAGUCUCCCGAAGAGCUCUUCAUGAUGGUAAUGGAACGACUUAGAUAUCUGAAUCUAAAAAGAGCGGCUGUGUUAACCAAACUUCAAACUGCAGAGGAAGAAGUUAAUGACAUUAUGGAAACUGAAGAGCUGUUCCGUACUCUUGCAUCUUGUAAACUUAUUGCAGCAAGAUACAAAUGGCAGAGGAGCCGAUGGGGGCGUAUAUGUCCUGUGGCUUUAAAGGAAGGUAACAUUAUUUCAGGAUUACCUGAUUUUUCUGUGAGUUUUCUAGGUAAAAUAUACUGUCUGUCAUCAGAAGAAGCAUUAAAAACAUUUUUAUUGAACCCACGUCCCUAUCUUCUUCCACCUAUGCCAGCACCACCAUGUAAAGUAUUCAUAUUUGGACCUCAGUAUUCAGGGAAAACAACACUCAGCAAUUUGAUUGCAGAAUAUUAUAAAGGAAAGGUAGUUGACUAUGCCACACUUGUUCAACCACGUUUUGAUGAGGCUCGUGAAGCAUUAAUAAGAAAUACUAUAGCUCGGGCCACUGAAGCAGCUAUUAAUGUUGUGGAAGAAAAGCUUCUCACAGAACUACGAGCUAAAAGACAAGCUGAGAAAACUUUAAGAGAACUUCAAAAUCAAUUUGGAGAGAAGGCAUUUGAAGAGUUUCCAGAGUAUGUGUCUAAAGGCUUAGGAGAAUUGCACUCUUCAGUUGAUGAAGGAGCACAUUCUCAAGAAUCUCAUAGAGACAGUGCUCUAGAGGACACAUUAGAAAGCAGAACAAAGUCAGAAGAUGCUCUUGAUGAUCAAACUGCUAAUGCUGAUAAAGACGCCUCAAUAGAAGACUCAAUAGAGGAGGUAACUUCAGAUCACCCAGAAGUUAUUUCCAUGCUUGAGGAAACUCUAAAAAUGACAAAGGAUAUGAACUUUGAACAACCUUAUGAAAAGCAUGCCGAAAUCUUAGAGGAAGUCCUCAGAGAGGUAGUAGAAGAAAACAAGAAGAGAUUUGCUGGUGCUCCAAAAUUUGGAGGCUGGAUUGUGGAAAAUUGCCCUGUUAUAAAAGAACUGUGGAUGGUCUUAACUGAGAAAGGAAUUGUACCAGAUUUGGUAAUCUGUUUAUCAGACACAGAAAACAAUGGAAAAUGUUUAUUUAAUAGGAUAUAUUUACAAAAUAAGUCUGAAAUUGACUCUAAGAUUUUAGAAAGAUUGUUAAAUGAGCUACAAGACAAAAAGGAAGAAGCAGCAGCAAGAAAGGCUAAAGAAGAGGCAUUGAGAAUAGAAGAAGAAAAACAAAGACUACUGGACACUAUGCACGAAGGAGCAAAAGAAGCUGAAGAAGCUGAUAAUGAAGCUGAAGAAGAAAUUGAUGGUGAGGAGUCUGAAUUCAGAGGAGAGUCUGAAGCACCUGAAGUAUCUGAAAAUCGAGAGUCAUUAUUACAUGAAGAGUCUGAAAUGUCUCAAACCCACAAAACAGAGCAUGAAUCAGCCAUAGAGCCUAGUGAGGAAACUGCAAUGGAAGCAGAAAUUCUGAAGGGAUCUAAAGAGGGUCUGGAAACUGAAGAAUUAUUUGAAACAGUUGUACUACCCAAGUUUCCAGAAGAUGCUUAUCCUGAUACUCCUGAAAUGGAGCCUUUUAAAGAGAAGAUUGCUUCUUUCAAGAGCACGUGGAAACAGCUGGAACCCCUCAUUAGCGAAUCUUUCAUUCCAAUUUUAAAGUUGGAAGUUGCCAACAAAACACCAAAGGAACUACUUCAAAAAGUGGUUGAGACUAUGGAAAAACCAUUUCAAUAUCGUGCAUUUGAGUUAACCGUAGAAGAUUAUGACGAAGAAGCAGAGGACUAUCCAGCUGAAGCAGAAGAUGAAGUAAUAGAAGAAGAGGAAGAAGAGGAAGAGAAUGAAGAAGGAGCUAAAGAGAAACGCAGGCAUUUGGGAGACACAAAGCAUUUUUGUCCAGUGGUUCUCAAAGAAAACUUCAUCCUACAGCCAGGUAACACAGAAGAAGCAGCUAAAUAUCGAGAAAAAAUUUACUACUUUUCAAGUACUGAGGCUAAAGAAAAGUUUUUGGAGCAUCCUGAGGAUUAUGUGGCUCAUAAAGAACCAUUAAAGGCACCUCCACUGAGAAUAUGUCUUCUGGGACCUCGUGGAUCUGGCAAAACAGUAUGUGGAAGACAGCUGGCAGAAUAUUUUGGCAUUUUUCAUAUUCAGUUUGAAGAAUUUCUUCAGGAAAAACUAUUGCUCAAAACUGGAAAGAAAUUUGGACCUGAAUUUGUGGAAGAGUCUGAGGAAGAGCAAGCUGUAAAACAAGAACUUGAAGAAUUAGCAACUCAGGCUAAUAUUAAACUUGAGGAAGAAAACACAAAGAAGCAGCCUUCAGAAGUACAACUUACAGAAGAAGAAGAAACAACAAAAUCAAGUCUAAUAGAUAAUGAACCAUUGCCUUCUGAAAUUCUUGAAGUAAUUCUUUCUGAAUGGUGGCAUAAAGAACCAAUAUGUUCCACAGGCUUUAUCUUAGAUGGUUUCCCACGGUUCCCAGAAGAGGCUCAGUUUCUGGGAGAGCACGGAUUUUUCCCGGAUGCUGCUGUUUUUAUACAAGUUGAUGAUCAAGAUGUUCUUGAUCGUCUCCUUCCUUUCCAAAUUGAAAAGUGGAAGCUGAAACAACAGAAGAAAUCAGAAAGGAAAAAACUCAUUAAAGCCCUGAAGGCAAAAAUCAAGGAGGAUAUGAUUGCUAAAAGAAGAGCUGAACUUAUUUUAGAGAGAGAAAGAAAAAAGAAAGAGAUGGUUGGUGUUAGAGAAGAUGAUGAAAUUAGUGAGGAAGAGCCUGAUGAGGAUGAUGAUGAUAUUGAGAAUAUCCUUGAAGUGUUUACAAAAGAUGAAGAAGAGAUGAGUGAGGAAGAUGAGCAAGAAAUUGAUGCAGUUGAGCACCUGAGAAGUGAACUGGGAGAAAAAUUUGACACAGAUAUGACUAAUUUACAAAUGAUACAGGAAGAAUUUGAGAAGUUUUUGAUACCAAUAUUUUCUGUUAAUGGAGCUCGAAAAAUCCAUAUUGUACAAUAUACAUUGACUAUGAAACUGAAGCCACUGGUGGAAAAUCGUGCAAGCAUUUUUGAAACAUGUAAUGCAAUAUCAGCACACCUUGCCCAGAAAAUGGUUGCCUUGACCUACAAAUAUAUAAGCUCAUUUGGCUAUUGGGACCCUGUAAAGCUAAGUGAAGGAGAAACAUUUCAGCCAAUUGGGAAUACAGAGAAUCCAAUUUAUCCUGUAAUCCACCGCCAGUAUAUUUAUUUUUUAUCUAGUAAGGAAACUAAAGAAAAAUUCAUGAAGAACCCCAUAAAAUAUAUCCGCCAACCCAAACCUAAGCCUACUAUGCCUGUUAGGAUUAUAAUUGUGGGGCCUCCAAAAUCUGGGAAAACUACAGUUGCUAAAAAGCUUGCAAGUGAAUAUGGCUUAAAACAUUUGUCAGUAGGCGAAGCUUUGAGAACCGUACUGAGCCACCACCCAGAAACACAGCUAGCACUCAUGUUGAACUGGCAUCUUUAUAAGGGAAUGACAGUGCCAGAUGAGCUAAGUGUUCAAGCCUUGGACCUUUCUCUGAUGGACAGUGCAUGUAAUACUGCAGGUGUUGUUAUUGAUGGAUACCCUGUAACCACACACCAAAUGGAUCUCUUGGAAAAGAGGUCAAUCAUUCCCAUGAUUGUCUUUGAGUUGGAUAUACCUUCUGAGGAGAUUUUCAGAAGAUUGAUACUGGAAAAAAAAUAUGAAUCAAGUUUGCCUUAUCCAUUACACAAUAGUGCACAGAUUAUAGCUAUCAAGAAUGCAGUGUGCCAUAAAAAUAUUGGUGCAAUUAAGCAAUAUUAUCAAGAACAGCAUCAGAACUGGUAUGUGAUUGAUGGAUUUCACAGUAAGUGGUGGGUAUGGAAUGAAGUCAUUAAGACCAUUCAAAUGGUGAAUAAGCAUAUGCAGAAAUACCUGGAAAGAAUAAAAGAAGGAAAAGCUGCCUGCAUUGACAAGUUAUGUAUCACACCUCAAGAGCUGAUUUCUCGCCUGGGAGAAUUUGGACAGUUCUGCCCUGUGAGCUUGGCAGAAUCAUAUGAAUUAUUUGAUUGCUCUGAAAUCACCUCCUUGGAAUUUGCAGCAGAAUUUAGGGGGCAUUAUUAUAAAAUGAAUUCGCAGGAAAAACUAAAUAAAUUUUUGGAGAACCCGGAAUUGUAUGUGCCUCCCUUAGCACCUCACCCACUACCAUCUGCUGACAUGAUCCCCAAAAAGCUAACACUGUCAGAACUGAAGAGUCGAUUUCCAAAGUGUGCUGAGCUCCAGGGCUACUGCCCAGUGACCUAUGAAGAGGGAGCACACAGAUAUGAAGCUCUAGUACCUGGUAACAGUAACUUUGCUGUUGAGUAUCGUGAUCAUCUAUAUAUUUGUGAGAAUAAAGAAAAACUCCAGAAAUUUUUGAGGUCGCCACUGAAGUACUGGGAUCAGAGGCUUCCACACAAACUUCCCCCAUUAAAGGAACCAAUGAUACUUACUAGUCUUCCUUUACCUGGAUAUCUUGAACAGGGUAUUGCAACUUCUCUAAUUAAAGCAAUGAAUGCAGCAGGGUGCAUGAAGCCCAAAUUUCCCUUCUUAAGUAUACGGAGAUCUGCACUGCUCUACAUAGCAUUUCACCUAAAAGCAUUUAAUCCCAGAAGUUCUGAAUAUACAAGAAAGAAGUAUAAGAAGAAGAUGGAACAGUUUAUGGAGAGAUGUGAACUCAUAACAUACCUCAGUGCCAAUAUGACCAGAAAAUACAAGGAACCUCAGUUUAGAGCCAUUGACUUUGAUCACAAACUAUGGACUUUUCUUUCUCUAAGGAAUUUAGACCCAAUUAGUAUAUAGUCUGUUUACUACAAACUGAAUCUCGUGUUACCUCCAAGUGAUAGAGGGAAACUUAAACAAUCAGAUUGAAGACUGACCUUCUCUGCAACACAGCUCCCCGAUAAGUGAUGUUCUAGGGUUGUCUGCUUCAGACAGACUUAGCCUGGCCAACCAAGGCAAGGUUCUCUUUUAUAAGCAUAAAUUUUAAUGUAGUUUUAAAGUUUAUUGCUCUUUGCUUGAAUUUUGUUGCUUAAAAAUAGACAUUCAGAAUUCCAUUAAGGAUAUUUAAAUAAUAUCUAAUAAAUUUAUUAUUUAUUUUCUGUUUUAACACUUUAGUAGAAUAAUCAACUCUGGUAAGGAAAACUUUUAUUCCUUAAAUUUCAUAGUUUCAAGAAACAAAAUUAACAUUGAUAUAAAUAAAACAGAAAUAUUCUUUAUACUUUUUACCUAAGAAAUUAUAAACUUUUUAAACAUAAGGCACUAUCAUUUUCCCAACAUAAUAAAUAGAUUUUCUAAUACCUAUUUUUAUUUAAAAAUUCACCAAAGCAUGUUUUGUACUUUAUUUUAUGUCUAGAAAUUACCUGAUGUUUAAAAGUUAAAAUUGGAGGAACAUUAUUGUAUGGCAUCUAUAAAAUCUAUAAGCUAAUGAUCAGGUAUGGUGGCACACACUUGUAAUCCCAGAUACUUGGGAGGCUUAGGAUCACAUGUAUGAGAUCAGCAUGGGUAACUUAGACCUUAUCUCAAAAUAUAAUAGAAAUGGGUAGGAAUGUAACCCAGUGGUAGAGUGUUUGCCUAGGUUUUCUUGGUACUUCAAGAAAAAAUGUAAAAAUGAAGUUUGCUCUAGAGAAAAACAAUUGAAUUUGAGAUUUUACAAGUAAGAUUAAAUUUUGCAGCAGCAAUGUAAAAAAUCCAGACAGCUAAAAUAUGAAAUUGACUCUAAAAAAUUAAAAUGACCAUGAAUUGUAUAACCUUCUUUGAACCUGUUUUCUUUUUUAUUUUAAAGAGGAUAAAAUGUAAUAAAACCAAUCAAAACAAACCAAUGUAAGGGAUACAGGACUUCAAAACAUUACAAAAUCAAUGACAGUUACCAUAAUGCCUCUUGAUGUCUUCAAAACAGCUGCAGAUAACUUCAGAUAUAGUAAAAAUCAAACAGAAGAGAACAGAAUAGAAACAAUAAAAGCAAAACAAUGAAUGCAAUAAAGGAUUUCAAAAUAAGCCAAUAAUCUAAAAUUUCUACCAUAAUAUAUCUUUCUAUCUUUGAAAUAGCUGCUCCGACCAUCAGAUUAACAUAAUCAAUCAAAAAAGGAUGAAACCCAACCCAACAAAACAAUGGAAAUGAUAUAGGACCUCAAAAUAAGACCAUAAUUAAUUCACACUGGCCAAAACUCUCAGGAGAUCUCCCGGAAGCCAUAUUGCUUACCACUAUCAUCUGAACCUAGAGUUAGGGUUAGGGUUAGGGUUUUAAGGUUCAGGGUUGCAUUUCAGGACUCCAAGUGAAGGUCAGGCAGGCUGAGACGAUGGAUGGGCCAUGGGCCAUCCUUCAAAUGUGGGCUGAUCUGCCCAGAAAUGCCCUGGGAAGGAGGGAGCCAGGCUUUGGGCCUUCUUUGGCUGGGCUCCCUCAUUUCAUCUCACCUCUCCUCACCUCAAGGCCUCAGGUGAGUGGGAGUGUCCUUCCUUCCAUAUCUAUUCUCUUUCACCAGGCACUUUGCCAUUUUCCCUUUUGUUCUCUGCUCUGGUCCUCACCACUGUGACUUGGCCUCACCAAUGCCAUCUCUCUUGAGCCCCACACUGAACCAACCCCUGUGCCUUAUCUGGACCCCACCACGGAGGAGGGAGGGAAUAAUGGAAAAUCACUCUGGAUCUGUGUAAGUCCUGUGAGUAAAGCAGCAUGAGUUUGAUGACCCGCCAUACCCCCCAGGAGAGAGAAAAAUCAACGCUCACUCGACCAAAGGAUCAGAGGGAGAGGGCUGUGGUGUCUGUGUCUCUGUUGACCCAAAGUCAAUGUCAGAUCCUAACUAAAAUCUCAUUUCCUAUGGGAUGUCUUUCUUUUUUGGGUUAGGGUUAGGGUUAGAGGGUUAGGGAGAUACACACAGAGAGAUGAAUAGAGGCAAAGAGACAGAGACAGAAUGAGAAACAAAAGCAAAAACAAGCAAACAAGCAGGUCUUACAACCUACUUCAGCAGUACUGCCUUGAAGUAGAACUCUCCAUAGAUUGCUUCUUAACAAUGCCAACCUUUAUAGAGCACCACAAUCUGAGGCCAAGUCUGUAUCACAAGACCCAUGACAUUCUAGAACCAAGCAAUGGUAGGAAGACAAGAAUAAAAAUAUGGCCUUAUUCUGAACAGCCCAGGAUCAGAUGGGCUUAAAGGAAUCAAGUCUUUAGUCAGAUAAAAGUCGAAGAACAAAUUAACAUAUUUUAAAAAACUUUUUCAUAAACAAAAGGCAAUAAACUUUCCAAUGUAUUUUCAUUUUCUUUUUUAUUGAUGAAUACAGUGCAUAUACUCAAAAAAUAAAGGAUAUAAAAUCCAUUUUAAAUCAACUGCUCUGAUAUCAAAACAACAAAUAUAUUUCAAAAGAAGUUAAAAUUAUUAUCAUUUAUAAAUAUAGUAAAAUAUCCUAAAUAACUUAAAAUUUACCAUGAACAGUGAUAGAACUGUGCGUGCAGCGGCUGGAAAGAUAAGAAGUAUGAAAUAUAAAUGACCUUUAAGAAUGCGGGGAGAGACCCCCGAUCCCCUUGGGUGCGGCAUCUCCCCCCAGGGUCAGCAAUCUCUCUGUGGGACAUGUGGAGUGAAGACAUACAUGUAGCUUAGGUUUGGGGUGGAGCCUGAGGGGGCAUUAGGGAUGCAUAGGUAGUCCAUUGGCACUUGUUUGGCUCCAGGGGCAAAUUCCUAGGGGUGGGGAAGAUAGGGCCACAGGUAAAUUCCUAGGGGUGGGGGAAAUGGAGCCCCUUGGUUUCCCCUGAGGUUUUACCAGCUACAGAGUCUUGUCUGGGCCAAAACUCUUUCAAACAGUAUAUUAAAAGAUUAUAUUAGGUUAAAAUGUAUUAAAAUAGUGUAUAAAUGUAUACUCAUAUUAAUAUAGUGAUACACUCAGUGACAUUUCUGUCAAUGACAGACCAUGUACAUAGCGGUGGUUAUUCCAGAUGAUCAUAUUAUCUAAUUGAGUCAUAGUCAUCCUAUUCUGUGCAAGUGCACUCUAUGAUAUUUGCAAAAUGACAGCAGUGCUUAGUGAUGGAUUUCUAAGAACAUACACCACUGUUAAAAGGUACAUGACUUUAGUUGGAAAAAGUACAAAUCAGCUGAGUGUGGUAGAAGACAUUUGUAAUCCCAGUGUCUCAAGAGACUGACACAGAAGGAUUGCAAGUUUGGAGUAAAUGAUUUCUCUUGUGUAGUUACAAUAAAAAAAAAUCUGACAACCAUCUACAAAUAACACUGAUAGUGUUAAGAUAAUUCUAACUGUAUGUAUUGCUAUUUAAGUAGUAUGAGGUUUUGGGAAAAAUCACUCAUUAAUCUAGUGUAUUCAUUUUACAAGUAUACUUUGAAUUCCUUAUGCCUCUUGUUCAGAGAGUAGUAAUAUUAAUGCAUGAGUAUAGAAUCAUUUUGAAGUAAAUUAGAUGAUAAUUAUGUGACUACAAAUAAUUGGCUUGUAUAAAUUCUUUGGACACAAACUAUUUCAUAAAUACUGGCAACUAAUGAAUGAAAGGAUAUCCCAGGAAACAAAUUAAAUACUUGUACAUAGUCUCACUAAUGAAAAUGAAUCAAAGGUUUCAUUUUCAGUUUUCAGUUGAAUUAUUCUGAGGGUUUCUGAUAAAAGCUGCACUUGAUUAGCAUAAUGACAAAGUAUUUCAAAACCAAAAAAGACAAUUUCCUUCACAUUAUCAAAAAAAAUAUGUCUGAAUAAUCUAGGAAACAUUUCAUCAACAGAUGAAAUUAAACUUCUACCAACAGUUGUUUCUUCCAAAAAAAGCAGUAAACAGUAACAAUACAAAGCCUUUAUCAGUACAUUAAACAGGAGACUGUAGAAACUGUACUGAGCUAUUUCUUGGAAACUGGAAAAAGUCUCAGCUAAACUUUGACUUGGUCAGAGUUCCAAGAAUGCUGUAGACUAAAUUAGCUCUAUAAACUUUGAUGUUCAAUUCAUCAUUCACACAAAAUUGCAAGACUAUGUCAAGUUCUUUUAACUGUUACCUGGUACAAUUUUCUUCUCUUUUCUUUAACCCAUCCAUGCAAAAUUGCCCUUCCCUCAGAGUGAAUCAAAAUUAAGCACACACAGAUGUGCCACUCAGUACUUUCUACUUGACAAUAUUUAGAGGAAGGAGAAUUUACACCUUUGUUGAAUCAGAAAAGAGAAGAAUCAUCUGGCACUAACUGAAACAAAGUCCACACUACAGAGAAAAUAAAGAUGAACUUGUCUUUCCUAUGCAAGUUCAGUGUUUGCACUUUCAUUAGCUAAGACAAACAACUCCUACCUGUGGUGUUUUCUUAUUCUAUUGAACCCCUUUCUAAUUAACAACCAUUAAGAUUCACCCCUGUGGUGGCUUUAGCCUUUGCCUACUUAAAAGUAGUUGAAAUGUUCCCUUUCAUUAGAAGCAGCAUAGAAAGAGAAAAAGGGCCAUGGCCUUUUGGUUACUAAUGGCCUUAUUACAGACAUUCCUUACUUCAUAAUUGCUGGCACAUCAAAAUAAAUGGGUAUACGGCUUUCUAGACUGGGUGGGGAAGAAAUAAAGCAAACAAAUUGCAACAGCCUGUCUACUUUCUUUGCACAUUAAAGAAGAUUUAGCCAAUCAAACUGAGUGACUUAUUUUCCUCUUAGAAAAGUUUGGAAAGUUCUUUGAAGGCAUCUAGUGAAAACAUUUCAGGGAAGACAAGUUUUUGCUGUGAUUAGUUUUCACUGUUAUUCCUUUUACCGAAGAAAACAGUUAGCCACAAUCUAAUUUGGUUAGUAUUUGUUCUGUACUCUUGGUUUACUUAUGGUUUUGUUAUUCCUUGUCUAGAAGAGUAGUGAAAAUUAUUUCCAAAUGCUAGUGUCAUUUUAGUUGGAAGCUUUUCUUCAUAAUCUUUUUUACUAAUUUUUAAUUUUUAUUAGAUAUGCUUGCAGUAAUAGUGAUUAUCUUCAGUUUGGUGAACGAGUACCUGUAUAUCAUACAUCUUAAUUAUU